Trichoderma harzianum CBS 226.95 is the source of this 340-nucleotide messenger RNA. RefSeq lists its product as hypothetical. The transcript has a single exon. NCBI's taxonomy places the organism in Eukaryota, Fungi, Ascomycota, Sordariomycetes, Hypocreales, Hypocreaceae. Bases 68 to 283 code for a protein of 71 amino acids. The record is from RefSeq and is a predicted model, not a curated record.
UGGCGCUGGAUGUGAGGUACCUCGAGGCCAUCGCCAAAGAGCUGUGUUGUUUCAGCACACCAUCCUGAUGACUCCGAGGACGCCGUCUCCGCAUCCGCAUCUACACCCACGCCUACAUCUCCCAUCCACAGCGUCUACUUUGACUAACACAACUACACCUACGCCCAUGCCCGUCCUCGUGUCUACACGCCUCUCUCUUGACCAUCACAUCCAACUACCUAUUCAUUGCUUAUCCAAAAGACCCUCGCCACUGGGGUACGUUGCGCUUUGGCUUCGGAGCUGAUGAACAGGAGAUGCUCCUGACGCGAACGAGAGGGGCUCGCAGCGUAUAUCAGCACAU